AUGCAAUCAGAAUCUGAAUCUCAUGAAAAUGCAGGCACACAACCUCAAAACAGUGACAAUGAAAAAGAAAAUCAAAAAAAGGAUAAUGAAAAAGAAAUUUUAGAAAAGAUUGCAGAGCUUAAGGGAUCAGAUGAUUUUAGGCAAGUCUAUGGUUUAUUUGAAGCUCUUGCAUAUCAAAACAAUCAAAAAAUGAUUGCAAAAGCAUGUGAAGAAGGACUUUGGGAAACAAAAACUCCUCGAAAAGAAGUUUUUGAUGAUACAAAGAAUGUUCUUCAUGUUGCUGCUGAAAAAGGAAAUCUCAAUCUUGUAAAAUCUCUUAUUGAAUGUGGCUGCGACAAGGAAUCAAAGGAUGGUAUUGGAGAAACUCCACUCUUUCGUGCUUCGGGCCAAGGACAACUUGAAGUCGUCAAAUAUCUUCUCUCUAUUGGAGCCAACAAAGAAGCAAAGAAUAAAUACGAUUCUUUUCCAAUAAUCAGUGCAGCAUUUUGUGGUCAUGUUGAAGUUGUCAAAGCUCUUAUUUCUGCUGGAGCUAAAAAAGAUGCAAAAGAUUCUCGCGAUACAACACCACUUAUUAGUGCAUCAAAAUUCGGCAACACUGAAGUUAUUAAAUAUCUUCUCUCUGUUAAAGCCAGUAAAGAUGCUACAGAUCAUGACGGAAAUACAGCGCUCAGUUGGGCAUCAAGCAAUGGUCAUCUUGAAAUUGUUAAACUUUUAAUCUCUGCUGGUGCUAAAAAAGAUGUUAAGGACAGAUAUGGAUGGACUCCACUCAUUCGUGCAUCGCAAAAAGGAUAUCUUGAAGUUGUUAAAUAUCUUAUUUCUGCUGGUGCUGAUAAAGAGGCAAAGGAUAAAAGUGGAAAUACUCCACUCAUUCAUGCAUCAGAAAAAGGUCAACUUAAAGUUGUCGAAUAUCUGAUCUCAGUUGGAGUUAAAAAAGAUGUAAAGAAUAAAAAAGGACAAACAACACUCUCAGUUGCAUCUCCAAAUGUCAAAGGAUAUCUCAUUUCUGUUGGAGCCAAUUAA
Molecule: messenger RNA, 1020 nt
Organism: Trichomonas vaginalis G3
Lineage: Eukaryota; Parabasalia; Trichomonadida; Trichomonadidae
Product: ankyrin repeat protein family
Exons: 1
Coding region: 1-1020 (339 amino acids)
Molecular function (GO): protein binding
Source: RefSeq, a predicted model, not a curated record